CAGUUGUGUGCGGGGGGUCGCAAGCUACGCCCGUCGAGUGCCUUACUAUACCUCAAUUUCGACACGCCAACAAUAUUUUUCAUUGUAAAACAAAUAAAUAAUACUGACACACUAAUUGUAGUUACUAAACAAACUUACCUGUGAGUUGCUCGAGCUAAUUUCUAUAAAAUAAACUCGUAAAAACUGGUUCAAACUAUAGGAAGUUUAUAACAGUUAUAUAAAAGUUGGUUUUCUUUUACAAGUUUUAAAUAAGGUAGACACUGAGUUUUUUUGUGUGAUUUCUGUAAAAGUUCUUUACUUUAUUGUUGUUUUCAAGUGGUUUUUUGACGUGAAAUCAACGACAAUUGAUACAGGAUGUCAACCCUGUUAUUCUGGCAGGGUAAGGGCAAACAAAAUGGUGCCCCCAAUGGCAGGACUUGGAUACACGCGCCCGACGCCCUUGUCAAAGGUCACGUGGCAUACCUUGUUAAGUUUCUCGGCUGCACACAAGUAGACCAGCCGAAAGGCAUCGAAGUAGUGAAGGACGCGAUAAAGAAGCUUCAGUUCACACAACAGCUGAAGAAAUCCGAAGCUAAGGAUGGCGCCAAGUGUAAAAAGGUCGAAAUUACCAUCUCUGUCGAUGGAGUUGCUAUACAGGAACCGCGAUCAAACAACAUAAUGUACCAAUUCCCUCUGCACCGGAUAUCCUACUGCGCUGACGACAAGGGUGCCAAGAAAUACUUCUCCUUCAUAGCGAAAGGUGGCAGCACAGUCAACGCCGUCAAUGGCCACGACGGACCAAUGGAGAAACACGAGUGUUUCGUGUUUAUAUCUACUAAAUUGGCGUCGGAGAUCACGCUUACUAUUGGCCAGGCGUUUGAUUUGGCCUACAGACGGUUCUUGAACGACAACGGCAAAUACAUAGAGAUGCAGAAGAUGCAGCUACAAAACAAGAAGCUAGAACUACAGAUGAACGCAUACAAAAAUCGCUUACAGGAGUUAUCAAAGAUCACAUACAAGGACGACCUCUCGUCGUACCUGUCGCGCAACAAGUUGUCGGACAUCACGGAGUUCAAGCCUCCCCCCGAGCUGGAGAAGCAGAUCGCGUCGCUGACUCUCGCCAACGGGUUCGCUAACAGCAAUGGCAGUAACAACAAUAAUAAUACUGAGACUGGCACAGACGCGUUGUCAAACAACUCGACAGACACGUUCAACUCGAGCAACGACAACAAUCUGCUGCUGUCCACGCCGCCGCCGCAACAUAACGGCAAACAUAGCUUUGGCACUGGCAAACUCCUGGGUGAUUUGUCAUCCAACAAGAACCCCUCUGUAGGCACCAAGCUUGAAGGUUUGCUGCUCAACUCCGAUUCAGACAGUGACUUCGACCCUCGUGCAUUCGAGUCGGAGCCGAUGUCCCGGUUCUCUGCGCCGCCGCACGACAAUGCUCUCACCACCACGCCACCACUUUUGGCGCCCCCACCAAAAGCAUCGAAACGCCACACACCACAACAGCAACCCGCCAUCAACGGCAGCGACUUAUUCGGUUCCACCCCCUUUUCCCUUCCCAGCCAACAACCGACCCCAGCUCCUCCCCAACCCUUCCCGUCAACCAACAAACCGAAUUACGACAUUGCAGAUUUCAACCUACAAACAUCGGUUUUUAACACAACCUCUUUUACGAACGGUCUCAGUGGUUUCGACCCGUUUGACACGCAGAAAUCUGGCAACAUUUUCGGCAAUGGCUUCAAUUCGACUUUCAAUGGUUUUGGCAACCUUAGCGAGAAGCCUGCCGUUGAGUUGGACAGCAAUUUCAAUGGGUUCCUAGAUAAAACUAUUUCGGAAAUGAAGGAUGGAUUCAGUCGAGGUAUCACCUUUGGAAACGAUGAUUUUUCAAUAGACAACCUCGAUCCUUUGAAGAAAAAUUAAACAAAAAACAUCAUUUUUCAUAAAGUAAAAAUUGAAUAGUUAAAAAAUUAGGUAAAUUAAAACUUUUUGUUUUCGUUCAUACAGCUUAAUUUUAGACAAAUGCAAUAAAAUUUAUGAUUUUUUUUUCGAAAAAAUGUAUUUGUGGAUUAAUGAAAUGUAGUUUUAAGUGCUGUUUGAACUGAAAUAAGGUUUUUUAUACACAUGUGCUGCCAUGUUAUUGGUUACAAAAUAUUUUUGAUUUUUACGUGAUAAUAGACUAGCAAUUUAAAUAUUCUGUCACCAUUUUCCUAACUGCGUCUUGAAGGUCAAAAUAAUAACCAGUAAUAUGACAAAACAUUUUUAUAGUAAUGAAAAAAAAAAAAAACUAAAAAUUUUUACGGUGAUAUAUUUAAGAUUAUGCGCGAAAACGCUCAAUGUCAUUCCAAAAGUGCCUUUAUUGGAAAAUUAUACAAUUUUUGAAACAUUAUUUGUAAUGAAAAAAAAACAUUUCUCCAAUAGAUUUUUAGGACUAAAAAUGUAUUUCGGUAGAGACAAACUUUGACUAAAACAUAUUUUAAGUAGGAGCAAAAUUUUUACAAAACGAUUUUUUUUUAAUUUGAAGAUGGCCUCAUAAUAUUCUGUGAUAAUUCUUUUCAAGUUGAGGUUCUUCAAAUUGUUAUUUUAAAAUGAAAUGUCCAAAAUUCGACUGAAUCGAAAAUGAUAAGAAUCGUCUAACAGGGUGUAAAUAAACUAACCUAUUGUUAAAAAUUAACGUCAUUAAUGUUAAGUUGUAACUGGCAACUUUGAAAAGUACAGAAUAAAAUGCAUAAGUCUUUGCAUGGGAAAACAGCUAUAUAUUUAGUACUUUUUGGAAAUUAAGAUAGAAUCUAUAAGAAGCUGAAACCCCCAUAAUACAUAAAUAAUCUUUUGUAAUAUAAAAGCUACGCAAUUUUCUAACGUAAAAACAAAAUGGCCGCUUCCCAAAUGUUGCCAGUUACAACAAAAAAAUCGUAGAAUAUACGAAUGACAUUGAAGCACUUAGGGCCAACAUUCCAAGAACAUACCUUUUUAUAAAAAAUAACUAUUUUUACUCCUGAUUAUUAUAAAUAAAUAAAAUUAAUGUUUUAUUUUUAAACGUGUAUGAUAGUGGUCAUAGAACUGUUGUAUUGAAUAUUGUGUCAUUAGUGUUAUUUUUUUGUUUUAGUAUUGUGUACACUAAUGUUACUUUAAGGCCAAAAGAUAUACAUAAUUGUGUAUUUUCAAUAAUAAAUUUAUAUUUAUAAUA
This is a messenger RNA of Helicoverpa zea (corn earworm), 3169 nucleotides long. RefSeq names its product PTB domain-containing adapter protein ced-6 (gene ced-6). The record is from RefSeq and is a predicted model, not a curated record. Lineage: Eukaryota; Metazoa; Arthropoda; Insecta; Lepidoptera; Noctuidae. Bases 355 to 1905 code for a protein of 516 amino acids. The transcript has 11 exons.